Yamadazyma tenuis ATCC 10573 is the source of this 1985-nucleotide messenger RNA. RefSeq lists its product as uncharacterized. Gene Ontology annotation, molecular function: carbohydrate:proton symporter activity. Gene Ontology annotation, cellular component: membrane. The record is from RefSeq and is a predicted model, not a curated record. Gene Ontology annotation, biological process: carbohydrate transport; transmembrane transport. NCBI's taxonomy places the organism in Eukaryota, Fungi, Ascomycota, Pichiomycetes, Serinales, Debaryomycetaceae.
CCCUAAAUUUCUUCGACGAUCGUCUUGACAGAGCCAAGAAGUUUGUGUUUAGACUGUGACGGAGCCAAGAAGUUUGACAGAAAACGACAUUACCAGAUAAUACAACGCCACAUAACAUAACAAAAAAUGACCGAAAUUAACGAGGCUGCUGUUGAAAAACCAGUGGCUGCGGUCAACGCCAUCGAAGAAGAAAAACCAAAGUUCCAGUGGAGAGUGGUCGAUAACCACUCGCCUCCAGAAAUAUACAACUGGAGAUUAUACCUCUGUAUCGCGGUGUUUGGGUUAUUGGGAAGUUUGCGUGGAGUGGACGAAGGUAACACUGCCUCAACCUCCUUGCCAUCUUUCCGGGCCAAGUUUGGCUUGGACGACCCCAACAAGAGUGAGGGUGCUAUUUCCAACUUGACGUCCAACAUCAAGUCCAUGGUCCAGUUAGGAUCUAUUUUGGGUGCCUUGAUUUCCACCUUUUCGGUUGACAAGUUGGGACGGGUCAAAUCUCUUCAGUUGGCAUGCGUGCUCAUGGUGGUUGCCGCUGUUAUCCAGAUGACUUCCAAAAACAUCGGCCAGUUAUACGCUGGGAGAUUCUUGGAAGGUGCUUUGUCGGUUGGGUUGACGGUUGCUAUUGGCCCUCCAUAUAUGUCUGAAGUAACACCUAAAGCCAUCAGAGGUAUGGCUGGAUGUGUGUUUGCUGGUGCUGUGUACUUUGGAAUCAUGAUCAGUUAUUUUGCCGUAUACGGUUGUGUGACCACCAUUUCUGACGAUAGUAAUCUCCAGUGGAUCACUCCUUUGUGUGUUAAGAUUAUUGUGCCAGGUGUCAUUUUAGUUGGGUCAUUCUUUGCCAUCGAGUCACCCAGAUGGCUUAUCAAAACCGGCAAGAACGAAGAGGCUUUGAAAGCCUUGGCCCGCUUGAGAAAUUUGUCUGAAAGUCACCCUUUUAUCAUUGGGGAAAUCACCGAUAUUACUGAAUCUGUGCACCAGGAAUUGGAAGCAAAGAAGUACAACAGUUUCUUGGGGUUGUUCACGAAAUUGGUCAGAGUUAAGUCUUUGAGAUACAGAUUCUUCGCCUUGGGAUGUAUGGUGCAAAUCUUGGGUCAGUGGUCGGGAGCCAACUCCAUCACAAUUUAUGCUGCUGACUUGUUUGCAUUUAGUGGAAUCAAAGGUAACGACCAGUUGAAGAUGACGGCUAUUUUGGGGGUGGUCAAGUUUGUGGCUGCAUACCUCGGGGCUUUUUUCGUUAUCGAUUUUAUCGGAAGAAGAAAAACCAUGUACUUGGGUCUUGCUUUCCAAGGGCUUUCCAUUUUGUACUUUGCCUUGUUCUUGGUGAUUGUACCAGAAGCAGCAAAUGAAGACACUAUUUUGGUUGGUAGUAAAUUCAGAGCUUCCCAGGGAGCCAUGGCAGCCUUGUACUUGGGUGGUGUUGGAUGGGUUAUUGGCUUCAAUUCCUUGCAGUACUUGAUUGGUUCUGAAAUCUUCCCAUUGAACAUCAGAACCUUUGCGCAGUCGUUGAUUAUGGUGUUGCACUUUGCCAACCAGUACGGUAACUCGAAGGCCGUAGCAAAGAUGUUGAUAGCAUUGAAGCCUUACGGUACCUUCUUUUUGUUUGUUGCGGUCAACGUUAUUUCUUUGGCCUGGGCUUGGUUCUUUAUUCCUGAGCUCAGUGGAAGAUCUUUGGAAAGUAUGGAAGAAAUGUUCAACUUGCCAUGGUACCAGAUUGGUAGAAACGGGCCCAAGUUGUGUCCUGAUCAUUCUGAAAUCAACAAGAUGGACUAUUCUAAGGGUACUUUGAGAUACCUUGAUGAAAAACCCUCAGAAGAAUUCUAUGAAGACGGGGUUAAGGUUGAGCGUCGUUUCUCGGAAGAAAAGGAGGACGAUGACGAAUAGACGACUUAUUUAUAAAUCUAGUACGCCAACAUGGAUGCUAGUAUUUGGGACUUGAUUUAGGAUAGCGACCUUUUUUACGUAAUCAUAAUGCAAAUGUGACUUUAUAG